GGAGGGAGACAGACAGAAUCACAGAGGGAGAGAGACACACACAGGCAAGUGUGAUGAGCGAGAGAGGAGGUUCACAAGAGUUUGAACACAAGAUUCAAAGAGGGAGGGAGUGAGAAAGGAAGAGACAUACACACACACACACACACACACACACACACACACACACACUGAGGGGUGUGUCAGAGCAAUUUAGUUCCUCAAGGAAGUACAACUCAACAUUAUCUUAAGACAGGGUGGCAGCACUGACAGAGGCGCUGCAGGAGGGCUUUCAUUUGAAGCUUUUCAUUCAACUUGUGGUGACAAUGAAGACGUCUUUUUAAAAAAAAUCAACCGUCCUGUGCUGUCAAGCUGAGACAGAGUGAAGGGGAGAGGCAGAUUUCUGACACAAAAAGGAGGGAGGGGGACUCUCACAACACACAGACCAACAAUGGACCACUUCAGCUCCAAGGACAUGGCGUUGAGCGCGCAGAAGAAGAUCCUCAGCAGAAUGGCCACCAAGAGCUCGGUCCAAAUGUUCAUCGACGACACCACGAGCGAGAUCCUGGACGAGCUGUACCGCGUCUCCAAAGGCUACUCGGGGAACAAGUCGGAGGCGCAGAAGGUGAUCAAGGACCUGGUGAAGAUCGCCGUGAAGAUCGGUUUGCUGUUCAGGAACAACCGUUUCAGCACGGAGGAGCUGGGCAUCGCCACGGACUUCAAGAAGAAGCUGCACCAGGGGGCCAUGACGGCUAUCAGCUUCUACGAGGUGGACUUCACCUUCGAUAACGGGGUGAUGUCAGAGAUUCUGACCAGCUGCAGGGAUAUGCUGCUGAAGCUGGUCAACACCCACCUGACGCCCAAAUCCCACAACCGCAUCAACCACGUGUUCAACCAUUACUCCGACCCCGAGCUCCUGACCAAACUGUACGAGCCCAGCGGCCCCUUCAGACCCAACCUCACCAAGAUCUGCAAAGGACUCGACAAACUCAUGGAGGACGGGACAAUAUGAGGUCAAAAGAACAAACAAUCGAAUGUCACACAGACACUGGGAGAUCCACAGACUCACCGAACACUCAGAAUGGUCAGACACAUUUGGUCUUACUGCUGCUGAGGCAAUGUAGAACAAGUGAGAACGAAACCUCCACGCCGCCCCAACGUUCUCGAAGAACACGCAGGAUGAAGCUGGUUGACUCAUUCCUCAAGUGUUUAAUGUUCAGAGGUGAUAUAUACUGUUUAAUUGUGAUGUAUACUUGUCUACUUAAGACAACUUCUCAGAAAAAGAACUUGAACAUAAACUAGUUUAUACUGUAUCGGCUAUUUUAUUAGAUAUUUGAGACCUGGAAAUGUUUCACUGAGAACUACUGACGCUUCAGGAGAGGUGGAAAUAUUGCAUAGAGUGGACAGACUGGGGACAAUGCCACUGUAGUACAGCACUGCCAUCUGGUGGUGAAGACCCCGCUUCAUUGUACUGUAUUUACCAAAGCUUCCGGAAGACAAAGCAGCCAAUGAUAAAGCUAAAUAACCCCGCAGUGGACAAUUACUUAAACAGACACUUUGCAGCUUCAAUACAUGUUUAGCAGGAUUAGCAAAGAGACUGAUGGCUGAGUGGUGUUGACAGAAAGAGCUUAAAUGUUAGUCCUGUGACUCAUGUUUUUCAGGAGGGUUGAUCACAGGCGUUGUCUGGGAUUAAAACGAGUGUUGUUCUUUGUUUUUUUACACGAGUGAGACUUAAAACAAAUGGAUAGAAAAGGUAAUAAAUCCAGGCCCAACGAGACACUCCAGUUUAUGGACUUUUGCAAUGUAGAUUAGCUUGUUUUUUUAGUGGAAAAUGUAUAAUUAUGAAGUUACAGAAAGCAUCUAAUAAAAUACAUCUUUUCAAGAAA
Eleginops maclovinus (Patagonian blennie) is the source of this 1862-nucleotide messenger RNA. It is a transcript of the gene tnfaip8l2b, whose product is annotated as tumor necrosis factor, alpha-induced protein 8-like 2b. NCBI's taxonomy places the organism in Eukaryota, Metazoa, Chordata, Actinopteri, Perciformes, Eleginopidae. Bases 428 to 988 code for a protein of 186 amino acids. The record is from RefSeq and is a predicted model, not a curated record. Gene Ontology annotation, cellular component: cytoplasm. The transcript is spliced from 3 exons. Gene Ontology annotation, biological process: regulation of apoptotic process.